AUGGCUACAUCCUUAGCUUGCUUCGUUCUCUUAGCUCUCAUUGUUAGCUGCGCUCUCGGUCAAGCACCAAGCUCCGCCCCAACCAGAUCGCCGCCGUCUUCUUCUCCGACUCCAGCUCCCAAGGUUUCUCCAACCACCUCUCCCACAGCUACACCAACCGCUUCGCCGCCUUCAACCGUCACCCCUCCAACUUCAGCCCCUGAAUCUUCUCCAACUUCCUCUCCCCCGGCUCCUCCCACGGCUCCUGCUGGUUCUCCCGCCGCUGGUGGUCCUACUAGCGCUGUCACUCCAUCGUCCAUCAGUAAUACACCAGCAGCGUCUCCGAAUUCUCCUAAUGCCGCCGAUUUGAACAGUGUUACCGUAGCUGGAUCCGCCGUUGUAGCGGUUGUUGCAGCCGCUGCUUUGUUCGUUUAG
Messenger RNA from Hibiscus syriacus, 414 nucleotides. RefSeq names its product lysine-rich arabinogalactan protein 19-like. The coding region runs from base 1 to 414 and encodes 137 amino acids. The transcript has a single exon. The record is from RefSeq and is a predicted model, not a curated record. NCBI's taxonomy places the organism in Eukaryota, Viridiplantae, Streptophyta, Magnoliopsida, Malvales, Malvaceae.